Messenger RNA from Daphnia magna, 2700 nucleotides. Its product is annotated as extensin-2-like. Lineage: Eukaryota; Metazoa; Arthropoda; Branchiopoda; Diplostraca; Daphniidae. The coding region runs from base 149 to 2323 and encodes 724 amino acids. The transcript is spliced from 3 exons. The record is from RefSeq and is a predicted model, not a curated record.
GGCGUGCACAUCAGGCUGACAAAAAUUCUUAUAAAAUGAGGACAAAAUUCAAUUUGAAUCAGUCGAGUGGACUCAUCGAUCAGCAACGGUAGUAGAGAGAGUCGUGAUAUCCAGCUAUUCAUUACCAAGUCAAAUUUCACUUAUUAUCAUGGCUGACUACGCCAAGAUGCUGCUGUUGGUUCUUGUUUCUUUGGUGGCUGGAGAGGCCAUGGGUGGACCGAUGGGAUCGUCUUCAUCCGGGUACUACACCACGCCGGCGUCCUACUACACCAGCAAGGCUCCUGAGUACUACACAACGAAGAAGGCCGAGUAUUACACAACAUAUUCUGCCCCGAGCUACUACACCGAACCUCCCAAGUACUACACGACCAAAGCCCCGGAAUACUACACUACUACGUAUGCUGCUCCGACGUACUACACCGAAGUCCCUAAGUACUAUUCGGCUCCAAGUUACUACGCAGAGGCCCCAGUUUAUUACACCACAACAUACGCUACUCCAAGUUACUACACCGAGGCACCCAAAUACUACACAACAAAGGCACCGGAGUAUUACACAACGACUUACGCUACACCAAGCUACUACACCGAGGCUCCUAAAUAUUAUGCUGCCCCCAGCUACACCACCACUACUAAAGCCUACUACACCACAACAGAAGCAGCCAAAUAUUAUGAAGCUCCGACUUACUAUACUGAAGCUGCUCAGUCUUACUACGUGGAGCCCACAUACUACACUGAGGCUCCAAAUUAUAACUCUGCCCCCAGUUACUACACCACUGCUGCUCCUUCGUAUUACGUUGAACCUAGCUACUACACUACAACGUAUGCUGCUCCAUCUUACUACACUGAGGCACCCCAAUAUUACACCACGAAGGCUGCCGAAUACUACACAACUAAAGCCCUGGAGUACUAUACCAAGAAAGCUGAAUACUACACCACUACUUACGCUGCCCCUGUUUACUACACUGAGACUCCCAAGUACUAUCCGGCUUCGACCUACUACAAAAGCGAAGAGCCACAGUACUACACCACCAAGGCACCUGAAUACUACACCACAUCAUAUGCCUCUCCUAGCUACUAUACAGAGGCUCCAAAAUACUACACUACAAAGGCGCCCGAAUACUACACCACCACUUAUGCGGCUCCCAGCUAUUACACUGAGGCUCCAAACUACUACACCACCAAGGCUCCCGAGUCCUACACAACGAAGGCCGAGUAUUAUACAACAACAUAUGCUGCUCCUAGCUACUACACCGAGUCACCGAAAUACUACACGACCGAAGCGCCUGAAUACUACACCACAGCAUCCUACUACACCACUACAUAUGCUGCUCCGACCUACUACACUGAAACUCCCAAGUACUACUCAGCUCCAAGCUACUACACUGAGGCUCCGAAAUACUACACCACUAAGGCACCGGAGUACUACUCAACUACUUACGCUGCACCAAGCUACUACACCGAAGCCCCAAAGUACUAUGCUGUCCCCAGCUAUACUACUACUGCCGCUGCCUACUACACCGAAGCAGAAGCAACCAAGUAUUACGUAGCUCCGACUUACUACACUGAAGCUGCUCGGUCUUACUACAGUGAGCCCACUUACUACACUGAGACCCCUCAGUAUUACUCCGCCCCGUCUUACUACACCGAGCCUAGCUACUACACAACAACCUAUGCCACCCCAGCUUAUUACCCUGAAGCUGCCAAAUACUACUCGGCACCAAGCUACUACACUGAAGCCCCGGUUUACUCUGCUACAUAUGCCAAGCCAAGCUACUACACCGAUGCACCACAAUACUACACUACAGCUUCUUAUUAUACCACUAAGGUCCCCGAGUACUACGCCAUGGAAAAGGCCGAAUACUACCCUACCACUUAUGCUGCUCCCGUUUACUACACUGAGGCUCCUAAAUAUUCGGCUCCAACCUACUACCAGAACGAGGCUACGAAGUACUACACCACUAAGGCGCCUGAAUACUACGCGCCUUCUUAUGCUACCCCAAGCUACUACACCGAAUCCCCCGUCUAUUACACUACGACUUACUCCGCUCCCGAGUACUACACCACCAAGGCUCCCGAGUACUACACCACCAAGGCUCCCGAGUACUACACCACCAAGGCUCCCGAGUACUACACCACCAAGGCUCCCGAGUACUACACCACCAAGGCUCCCGAGUACUACACCACCAAGGCUCCCGAGUACUACACCACCAAGGCUCCCGAGUACUACACCACCCCAUACGUCGCCCCCAGCUACUACAGCGAAGCUCCGAAAUAUUAUUCAGGUCCCAGCUACAGAACUGAAACACCAAAGUAUUACAAAUAGCUCCGAAGAUUUUAAUCAGAUGGUUCGAAAAUCAAUGUUUGUUUUAUUUUUGUUACACGGUAGACGUUACACAAUAUGUAAAGUAAAGUCCAAACCCGCUUCUCAUCUUUUCCCUUUUGGCCACCAGAGUGGUACUACGGUUUAGUACUAAUCUCCACAGCUGUAGUGGAGAGGUCUGUUAAUAUCUCUCGGGUUACUUGCUUCUACGAUCUAUACUGUGAAGGUACUGUCUCUCUAUUUACAUUAUCCCUAUCUAUGUAUCUUGUCUAAACUCCCACGUACAUAACUGCUCUAUGUAAGUGUGUGUUAAUGUACAAGUGUUGUGGGUUCAGGGUUAAUAAAGUAACGUUGUCUGCGAGUAGAAGCAGGGAGAGAUA